Messenger RNA from Dreissena polymorpha, 10491 nucleotides. RefSeq names its product putative nuclease HARBI1. The record is from RefSeq and is a predicted model, not a curated record. Lineage: Eukaryota; Metazoa; Mollusca; Bivalvia; Myida; Dreissenidae. Bases 282 to 5765 code for a protein of 1827 amino acids. The transcript is spliced from 3 exons.
UGAAUAACUUCCAACCGGCAGUGGAUGCACGGGCAUACCUUACUCGGAUUCAGCUAGACAAUCUGCCAUUGUCCGAAAAGGAUGUAAAUGACACAUUGAAUCAACGUUAUGAGGAACAGAAGGAAGAGUUUCGCGGAGAUUUAAUACGCCUUUAUUCAACCUCAAAAAAUACUGUGUCUGUUUCCCCACUACGGGAGGGUCAUGACAAACCUAUCUGGGACAUUUUCGUGUCGCCAAUAUUAUGCCAUAUUAAACUUUAGAAAGACGGGUCUCGAAAGGAAAUGAAAAACGCGAUUCAACAAUACAGAUAUAUAUUUUUUAAAGAUGAAAAGAUCAACCGACGCGUGUUUAUUCAAGGAGACCCAGGCAUUGGGAAAACUACAUUCCUUACCAAACUUGCUCUUGACUGGUGCGAUAAGGCAUCUUCGCAAAAGCCUGAUCACAAGGCUACAUUUAGUGAUGUCGAUACAUUGAAUGACUUCCAGUUUCUCUUUCACAUAUCACUGAGAGAUGCAAUGGGUCAGCGUGAAGUGGUGGAGAUGAUUAAAACACAAAUAAUCGACAUUAUUUACAUGGGUGAUAAACGCGAAGUUAUAUUUAAACUUUUGCACCAAAUCCUGGAACGAGAGACCUGCAUCAUAACUAUGGAUGGUUUGAACGAGUGGACUGAUCCUUUGCAUAAAUACGUUUCACCAUUAAUAGCAAACUGUACAAAAUGCGUAUCGUUAAUUUCAACACGACCAUGGGUAAUGGCGGAUGAGCGAAUCAAGGAUUCUGAAAUAGACAGACAUUUUGAAAUAAAAGGGAUAACUGAUCCAAAGGAGUUAACAAAUAACAUUCUAAUCAGUCUUCACUCUGCGAAGCAAAAGACACAAACUGAUUUCAUUGAGUACGUUAAAGAACGUCAAUUGAUGCAGCUUCUUACGACACCCUGGUUGCAGACAAUGUUAAUAAACUUGUGGAUCCACGAUAGCGAUUUUAAAGGUUCACUGUGUGAAAUAAAUUGUAUUCUACUCGACCUACGUUUUAAGAAAGGAAAUGCAGAGGAAGGGUACUUUAGAAAAGGUACUUCCUUUCCGUGUUUGUCGAACACGAGCUUUAUUGAACCACAACGCGAGAUUUUAAAUGCACUUGCUAAGGCUGCAUUUCAUUUCACGUUUUCAUCAGAGAAAUCCCUCUUGUUUUCCAAACGGGAAAUAUUGGAGUUUAUGUCCAAAGAGCAGUUUCAAUUCUGCCUCGACGCUGGCUUAUUGACGGUACUGUAUAAUUCAUCGGCAUCUUUAAGUAGUCCACAAAUGUGUUUUCAACAUGAGACGAUCCAGGAAUUCCUAGCUGCAUUGCAUAUAGCACAUUCAAAGACGGAUGCUAUAGAAAAUGAACUGAGCAAAAAUAAGUACAAUGUAUUAGAAAUGAGCCAGAUAAUAGUUUAUCUGUGCGGGCUGAACUGUGAGACAGCUAAUAGACUUAUUGCCCGUCUGACUGAUGAAGACUUCCUCAAUGACACGAACCGUGCACUAAGACGGUAUAUACGGCAUUUUGACACUAAGUUAAUGGCAGCAUUUAACACUGAUUAUAAAACAAUUCGAAUCAUUCGGAACUCUGAAUCUUAUGAGAAGGACCAGAAUUCACAUUUCCUAACUUUAGCAUUCUUAUUCCAGCGCAUGAUGAUUGCUGGGUUCAUGGAGGCUAAAGCCAGCGGUCAGAAGGAUAUUUGUUUGGAGUGUAAGGACUUUACUUUUAAUACAUAUCUGAACGAGUCUGAAUCAAAUGCAUUACACUUACUGUUAAUUGGCAACGUAUCCAAUGUCAGAACACUUAUUCUAGAAAGUAAUGCAAUAAAAUCAAGCGAACUACUGACAGUCCUUCAACAGUCGAGGAAUUGUCUUCAGCGUGUAAAGGCCAGAGUAACUCCGGAAGUACAUCAAGCAUUUUGUGAUUUAAAGCUGAAAGAGGUACAUUUUAUCGGAAUACUCAACGUAUCGUCAAUAUCUGAUGUUCUUGCAUCCCUCACUAAUUUAACGUAUUUAAACAUAGAAGAUUCAACAUUAAACGAAGAAAUCCAAAUCCCUGUGAAAUUAAAAUAUUUAGAUUUGACGAAAAUUAUAUGUACUUCUGUAUUCCUGCAAAGGAUACUUGUAAAAUUAUCUUUCCUGAAACGAUCUUUAGUAGUAUUACAGAUGUGUGAUGUGAAUGUAACCGAUUGCAGUACAUCCAUAUUUCAGUCAGAACUUUUGCCAAUUGAUAUGUCAAAUAUCUUAGUAGACGUGAAACAUGGUAGUAAUGACCUGUAUGGUUUGCUUCGAUGUACACCUAUCGUAAACAUGAGCCUUCUUACGUUUGAUGAUACUAUAGUAGCAUCAGAUAUAUUACCCACAUUCAGUAAAUUACGAACGCUUACGCUUAGUGGGACAUAUGUGGGUCGUUGUGCUUUAAAGCUACCUGAAUCGUUACAAAUCAUCGGUACUGCGGUAGCAGAAUGCUCCUCUGAGUGGCUGAUCAGCUUGUUGACCAAUCUUUCGGUACUAGAGCAUACUGUCACAUGCAUCUUUGUCAACUUAGUAGUGCAAUCAAUUGACAAAACGUGUGGCGCUGAUUCAAAUACGACUAUAACUGACUUGCGAUCGGAACUAUUGGCAUGUGACAUGUCUAAUAUAAAGAUCAUCGUAGAAAAUGUCGGCCAAGAACUAUUCGAAAUAUUUCGUGACACAAGUAUAAAUACCCUGCAACUGAGGACUGCUGAAUGCUUGUCACACUCGUCAGAAAUUCUUCCAACACUCAGAUCAUUAGAAAAACUUACCUUAUGUGGGGUAUAUAUUGGUCUUUGUUCUUUUAAGCUACCGGCAUCGUUACAAUACAUUGGUCUUGAGGAAGGCGAAUGCUCCUCUGAGUGGCUGAUUAGCUUGUUGAUAAAUCUUUCUUCCUUAGAUCAUACUAUCAGCUGCGCCUUUUCUAGCUUUGUAUUGAAUUCUGUUGACGAAUCAUGUUGCGCAGAUCCAAAUAUGCAUUUAUCUGACCUGGGCUCAAAACUUUUGUCAUGUGACAUGUCUAAUAUUGAACUAAUGGUAGAAAAUGGCAGGAAAGAACUGUUUGAAAUCUUUCGUUGCACAAGUAUAGGGUACAUGUACCUGAGAAAUGCUGAUUGUGUUUCACAAACAUCAGACAUUCUUCAAACACUAAGUAAUUUAGAAAAGCUUCUUAUAUCGGGAACGUAUAUUGGCCAUUGUUCCCUGAAUCUGCCUGCGUCGUUACAAAGUAUCAAUCUCGUGGAAUGCAUUUGCUCCUCUGAGUGGCUAAGCAGCUUGGUGAUCAAGCUAUCUGCAUUUAGUAAUCCUGUUGUAUGUCAGCUGUGGAAUGUUGAAGUGCAAUCAAGCGUAGACAUACGCGUCGCUGAUAUACAGGUAUCUGACUUGCGAUCUACACUUUUGUCGUGUGACUUAUCUAAUAUUGAGAUUGUAGUAACCAAUGGCAGCAAAGAACUGUUCGAAAUAUUUCAUGACACAAGUUUAGGGAUCCUUGAUCUCAGAACUGCUGAUUGUCUUUCACAAACAUCAGAUAUUCUCCCUACACUCAGUAAAUUAGAAAAGCUUCAUUUUUGGGGGACGUAUACUGGUCGUUUUGAUCUCCAGCUGCCUGCAUCGUUACAUUGUGUAUAUCUUCAGACAGGCGAAUGCUCCUCUGACUGGUUGUGCAGCUUGUUGAUCAUGCUUUCUACAUUAAAUCAUCCUGUAAAGUGUGAACUACGAGACUUUAUAGUGCAAUCACGUGGAGCAGAUUGUGGCGCUGAUUCAAACAUACCUGUAUGUGACUUGCGAUCGAAACUAGUGUCAUGCGAGUUGUCUAAUGUCGAGAUAUUAGUAAACAAUGGCAGCGUGGAAUUGUUUGAAAUCUUUCGUGACACAAGUAUAGGGACCCUGGAUCUGAGAACUGCUGAUUGCGUUUCACAAACAUCAGACAUUCUUCCAACACUCAGUAACUUAAAAAAUCUACAUUUAUGGGGGACGUAUACGGGUCGUUGUGCUCUCCAGCUGCCAUCAUCGUUACACGGUAUUACUCUUGAGACAGGCGAAUGUUCUUCUGAGUGGCUGUGCAGCUUGUUGAUCAAGCUUUCUGCAUUAGAUACUUGUGUACAUUGUACUUUGUGGAAUUUUGUAGUGCAAUCACGUAUAGAAUAUUGCAGCGCUGAUUCAAAUAUACAUGUAUCAGACUUGCAUUCUGAACUAUUGUUAUGUGACAUGUCUACUGUCAAUAUAACGGUAAAACAGGGCAGCAAGGAAUUGUUUGAAAUAUUUCAUGACACAAGUGUACAGAUCCUGGACCUGAGAACUGCUGAUUGUAUUUCCCAAAUAUCAGACAUUCUUUCCACACUUAGUAAAUUGAAAGAUCUUUAUUUAUGGGGUACGUAUAUUGGCCAUUUUGCUAUCGAGCUGCCUGCGUCGUUAGAAUGUAUCAGUCUCGUAGAAUUCAACUGCUCCUAUGAGUGGCUGUACAGCUUGCUGAUCAAUCUUUCUACAUUAAAUCAUCCUGUUGUAUGUAGGCUGUUAAAGGUGGUAUUGUCAUCAAGCGUAGAAGAAUGCGGCGCUUUUAUACAGCUAUCUGACUUGCGAUCGAUACUUUUGUCGUGUGACUUGUCCCAUAUUGAGAUUGUUGUAACCAAUGGCAGAGAAGAACUGUUUGAAAUAUUUCGUGACACAAGUAUAUGGAUCCUAGACCUUAGAACUGCUGAUUGUAUUUCACAAACAUCAGAUAUUCUCCCUACACUCAGUAAAUUAGAACACCUUCAUUUAAGGGGGACGUAUACUGGUCGUUUUGAUUUCCAGCUGCCUGCAUCGUUAUACGGUGCAUAUCUUCAGGAAGGCGAAUGUUCCCCGGACUGGCUGUGCGGCUUGUUGAUCAUGCUUUCUGCAUUAGAUCAUCCUGUAAAGUGUGAACUGUGGCACUUUGUGUUGCAAUCACAUGGCGCAAAUUGUGGCGCUGAGUCAAACACACCUGUAUGUGAGUUGCAUUCGAAUUUAGUGCUAUGCGAUUUGUCUAAUGUCGAGAUAUUAGUAGAAGAUGGCAGCGAGGAGCUGUUUGAAAUCUUUCGUGACACAAGUAUAGGGAUCCUCGACUUGAGAAAUGAUGAAUGUAUUUCGCAAAUAUCAGACAUUCUCAACACACUCAGGAAUCUAAAAAAGCUGUAUUUAAGGGGAAUAUAUAUGGAUCGAUGCGAUUUCCAUCUGCCUGAAUCUUUACAAUGCAUCAGUCUUGUUACAGGCGAAUGCUCCCCUGAGUGGCUGUGCAGCUUGUUGAUUAAGCUUUCUGCUUUAGAUCAUCAUGUGGAGUGUCAGCUCUGGGACUUUGUAGUAAUAUCACGUGGAGAAAAUAGCGGCUCUGAUUCCAAAAAACAUGUAUCUGAUUAUCGAUUGAAACUUUUGUCGUGUGACAUGUCUAAAAUUGAAAUUGUUGUUAACAAUGGAAGUAAUGAACUGUUUGAACUAUUUCGUAACACAAGUAUAGGGACCCUGGACAUAAGAAAUGCUGAUUGCAUUUCACAAACAUCAGACAUUCUUCCCUCACUCAGUAAAUUAGAAAAACUUCAUUUAUGGGGGACGUAUACGGGUCGUUUAUCUUUCCAGCUUCCUGCAUCGUUACAAUGUAUCAUUCUUGAGACAGGCGAAUGCUCCUAUGAGUGGCUGUGCAGCUUGUUUAUCAAUCUUUCUGCCUUAGAUCAUCACGUAGAGUGUAGAAUGUUGAAUUUUGCGUUGGAGAGAAUCCUCGUGUUAUAAAUGUCUACAUCAGAUCGUCGGAUAAUGUGUACGCUUCGUGAAUUCAUACUGCAAUCACGUGAAGCAUAUUGUGACGAGGAUUCAUAUGUAAAUGUAACUGACUUUACAUAUAACCUUUUGUCAUAUGACAUGUCUAAUAUCCAGAUAUCAGUAAAACAGGGGAGCAAGGAACUGUUUGAAAUAUUUCGUGGCACAAGCAUAGGGAUACUGGACCUGAGAACUGCUGAUUGUAUUUCAAAAACAUCAGACAUUCUGCCUACACUCAGUAAAUUAGAAAAACUUCAUUUAUGGGGAACCUAUACGGGAUAUUGUGCUCUCCAGCUGCCUGCUUCGUUACACUGUAUCAUUCUUCAAACAGGUGAAUGCUCCCCUGAUUGGCUGUGCAGCUUGUUAAUUAACCUUUCUGAAUUAGAUCAUCAUGUCGAGUGUGAGCUAUGGAACUUUGUGGUACAAUCACGUGGAGAAGAUUGCGGCACUGAUUCAAAUAUACAUAUAUCUGACUUGCGAUCUAAACUAGUGUCGUGUGACAUGUCCAAUAUCGAGAUAAUAGUAGACAAUGGCAGCAAGGAACUGUUUAAAAUAUUUCGUGACACAACUAUAGGGAUCCUGAAACUGAAAACUGCUGAUUGUGUUUCACAUUCAUCAGAUAUUCUACCCACACUCAGCAAAUUAGAAAAGCUAUAUUUAUGGGGAACCUUUACGGGUCAUUUUGAUCUCCAGCUGCCUGCAUCACUAGACUGUGUCAGUCUUCAAACAGGCGAAUGUUCCUCUGAGUGGCUGUGCAGCUUGUUACUCAAACUUACUGAAUUACAUCAUGCUGUAAGGUGUGAGCUGUGCGACUUUUUGUUGCAAUCACGUGCGGAACAUUGCGGCGCUGAUUUAAAUAUGCACGUAUCGGACUUACGAUCUGUCUUAUUGGCACUUGGCAUGCCUAAUAUUAUCAUCCAGGUUAAUAAUGGCAGCAGGGAACUGUUUGAAAUAAUUCGUGACACAAGUAUAGGGAUCCUGGACCUGAGAACUGCUGAUUGUGUUUCACAUUCAUCAAACAUUCUACCCACACUUAAAUGAUUAAAGCUUUAUUUAUGGGGAACCUAUACGGGUCAUUGUGAUCUACAGCUGCCUGCAUCAUUGAAAUCUAUCUGUCUUGCGUCAGGCAAAUGUUCAUCUGAGUGGCUGUGCAGCUUUUUAAUCAAGCUUUCUGAAUUAGAUCAUCAUGUACAGUGUGAACUGUUUUUUAACGUUAUGGUGCAAUCACAUGGAGAACAUUGCGGCGCUGAUUCAACUGUAUUUGUAUCUGACUUGCGAUCUAACCUUUUGUCCUGUGACAUGUCCAAUAUCGAGAUAUUGGUAGAAAAUGGCAGCAAGGGAUUGUUUGAAAUAUUUCGUGACACAAGUAUUAAGAUACUAGGCCUUAGAAAUGAUGAUUGCGUUUCGCAAACGUUAGAUAUUCUUCCAACACUCAUUAAAUUAGAAAAGAUUUUGUUAUAUGGAACGUAUUUUGGUGAUUGUGCUCUCCAGCUGCCUGCAUCAUUGCAAUGUAUUAGUCUUCAAACAGGCGAAUGCUCCUCUGAGUGGCUGUACAGUUUGUUGAUCAAACUAUCUGCAUUAGGUCAUCCUGUAGAGUGUGAGUUGUUGAACUGUGUUGUGUUCGGAGUUGAUUCAAUUAUAGACGAAAUCUAAACUAUUAUUAUGGGACAUACCUAAUGUCAAGAUCUUAGUAAAAACUGGCAGAAUGGAAAUGUUUGAAAUAUUUCAUAACACACUGAUUGAGACCCUGUACCUGAGGACGGCUUUUUGAAAAACACCCGACAUUUUUCACACAGGCAGGAAAUUAGAAAAGUUUAUUUUAUGAGUUACCUAUUAUCAAUGUGUUUCGUGUGAAACUGUAAAUACAUGCUUUCUAUGUGUUUCUUUGUACUUGAAUUGUAUAUAUUUCAUGUUUUCUAUGUGUUUCUGCUGAAACUGUUAAUAUGUCUGAUGUACUAUGUAUGUUCCUUGAUAUAUUACAGAAACCAUACGCAAACUAUGUUUACAUGUUUGUUGGUUACUGUUUUUACAUAAAUUUUGUAAUACGGAUAAUAAAUAUGAUGUAAGGCCUUUAUGCCGUUUAAAGUGUUAAUAUUAAUUGAAUUUGAUAUCUGUGUGCAUUUUACACUAGUUGCUUUAUUUUUUGUUUGUAAAUGUAAAUAGCAUUUUUAUUUUGGAAAUGUAUUCCUGCUUACAUUGUAUGCAUAUACAAUCAUAUAAAAGUAUACAGAAUCGCACGUAACAAACUAUUUCCGGUAAAAAAAAAUAGUUACUGUGGUAUUUGCAAAAUAUAUUGUGUGUUCUUGCUAGAAACGAUCAUUCUUUAUUAAUUGUUUGUUUUUAACAAAUAUUUUAAUAUUAUUUAAGCUGCACAUUUGUCUUCAAAGAAUAAAGCCAAAGUCAGUGCUAAAAUAUCGUUUCAAAAUAUAGCUUAUAUUGGUAAACACACUUACGAUUUAUUUUUAUUUACCGAAAGAUUUAUUGUAGUUUUAAAUGGAUUUUAAAGGGAUCUUUUCACGCUUUGGUAAAUUGACAAAAUUGAAAAAAGUUGUUUCAGAUUCGCAAAUUUUCGUUUUAGUUAUGAUAUUUGUGAGGAAACAGUAAUACUGAACAUUUACCAUGGUCUAAUAUAGCCAUUAUAUGCAUCUUUUGACGAUUUUAAAACCUAAAAAUUAUAAAGCGUUGCAACGCGAAACGAUUGCAUAAUUUGGAGAGUUCUGUUUUUGUCGUUAAAUUUUGUGAAACUACGAAGAUUGCUUAUAUAAGGUAUAAAAUAUAUCAAGUUUGUGUAAUCGGCGGAAUAGCUCAGUAGGCUAAAGCGUUUUUACUUCAGGACUCUGGCAGGACUCCAGGGGUCACUGGUUCGAAACCUGGUCCGGGCAAUGUUCUUUUCCUUUUUUUAAUUUUAUUCUUGAUUUUUUACUGGAGCUUUUACGAUCCAAUGUUUACAUUUAUCGAUAUAAAGCAUUUAAUGAAUAAGUUAAAAAAUGCCAAAAUCUGUGAAAAGGCCCCUUUAAACACUUCGAUGAGUUAAACAGCAUAUGAAAUAUGUUAUGUUACAAAGGUAGCCAAAUGAAACCCAUACAUAUGUAUAUACUCAUAUUUAGAAUGAUAUGUUAUUAUUUGCUGUAGUUUAAAGGAAAAUCUACGAAUUUAAUUGACAAUGAUUACUAAUUGUUUUUUAUGUAUGAUUAGUUUAAGAUAUUCUAUAUAUGGAAUAGUAAUGGAUAAGUAUUGCGUGAAUGGACAGGCACUGUAUACUAUUGAAACUGUGUUAUAGUAACACCGCAUUAUCAAAAGUUUGAAAUUAAUUUUUAAUCGUCUUCAAAUAUCAUUAAAAAUUAUAUUCAUUCGACUAAGAAGUAAGUGGGUUGAUCAUUAUCUGUUAUAUUGUCUGUUAAAAUCAUUUAUGUUAACAAACAAGUGUUUAUUAUGUUUCUUUGUAUUUGUUGUCAUGUAUUAUGAGAUCAUAUGCAAAAGGUCCAAGUACAAAAGAUACAAAUGAGUAUAGGUCCCUGAAGUACGGUGGGGGAAUUUUUAUGCUGAAUCUAAAAUACACGCUCAUGAAGGAGCUAUAUCAUGAAAUAUUGCAGAGGUCACAUGUUUAAAUUUAUAAGAUUACUGCACAAGCUUUGAUUUGCACACAUAAUGUUGGCCUCUCAGUAUGUAUAUCAUGAGCGCCUGUGCGUGCGUGAUGUUCAGAUUAUUGUUUAUAGAUAAUAAUAUUGAUUCUGGACGUAUUUACAAAGCCAAACGUUUGCGGAAAUACGUUGGUGUUUUGCAUGUAAAAAAUGAAUGUUCAAAAAUGUGUACUAUAAUAACCCUUUAUUUAAAUUGCCAAACAAUUACUGAUGUUCUAGCAAUAUGUGCAAGAAUUUUCAAAGCGCUAUUUGAUGUGUAUUGCCUCGUUGAUGUUAUAGUUUUGCCGCGUCAUGUGGUGAAGGGUCUUAUGCCAUAUGCGCCAUAUGUGUCUCCAAACCUGUCUGCGAGGAUGUGUAUCUUUCUAUAAAGAUGCACAAGCUGGUCUGAAGCUACGCUGGCCGCAUAAGACAUAAUACCCAUUUUCGCAUGACGAGAGUCUUGUGUUGAUUUGUUAUGUCAAUAGACAUACUUGUGAUAGAAUUCGAUCGUUUCUAGACGUGAAGCUCAAAAUGUACCUUUUUUUCGACUGAAUAUAUAAAAAUAUAUAAAACAACUAAAUGUGUAUACAAUAGAAUGGCGAAAAGAAUGAAAACUCUUUAGAAUGUAGAUAAAAUAUAAUAUUGGUCAGAAUAAAAGAAAGAAUUUGGUAACUUGAAUGCAUGUUUUGAUUGUAUUUCAUAACCAUAUUGUUUUGUUUUAAUAGGUGAUUUUGUUAUUGAACGAUAUAAUUAAUCUUGAUACGUUUGCAUAUGUUUUAAUAUGUGGGCAAUAUCGCCAUACUUUUAUCUCCUAUCGUUCAUACAUAUCGUUCCGGUUGCAGCGCAGGCGUAAUUGCAAGGUUGCAUUUUUUAUCGCUUUGUGAUAAAUAAAGGAUGUUAGCAAAGUUUCGCUUCAAUUUGGCAAUCAUCAAGAGUGCAAGUUGCAAUACCGUGUAUUAUUACAACUGUACAGCAAGAAUAGAUUAUAUGUUAACCUGUUCGGUUAUAUGUAUAAUAUAUAAUAUAUAAUUACAUAACGGUGUAUUUGUUCAAUGCGUGAAAUAAAUAUGUUUAAUGGU